AUGAGCACGACGGAUGAACCGCCCACGGUCCCGCUCCGGUAUCACAUUGCCGGAGGCUCAGAACACAGCGGGAAGUAUGUGGCAGAGAACAUCCUUGAAGACAACCCACUCGACCAGACCAGUCGUUGGAGUGGCGCCUACCAGUCGCCGAAUGUGAAGCAAUGGAUGCUCCUGCGUUUGCAAGACGUCGCUGUACUUAAAAGUAUCACCUUUGGGAAGGUGCCACAUCCGUGCAACAUGAAGGAAUUCAAGGUCUAUGUCGGCAUGUCUGAAGACAAUAUGACGGAAGUACUGCAUGCGGGACUAAGGAACGACUCGGGGAAGGAAACCUUCUCUAUCCGGCAUUCAAAUAACGCUGGGGUCUGUUUCCCUACUCGAUAUGUGAAGGUCAUGCCCCUCUCUGCCCAUGGUCAAAGUUUUCAUACCUCGAUAUGGCAUAUCGCAUUGGCAGGUAUCACUGACUCAGCGUUCGUUGAGCGGGUCAGAGAACAACACAACGAAUACCGCGAGGCCUCUGUGCUGCGCUAUGUGCUCAAGCACCUGCGCCAACGACGCUUCUUAACACCAUUCGCGGACAUCCUUUCCCGCUCGAGUCUCCAGUUCGAACAUCCGACUAUCUCUACCAUGUACGACAGCCUCGUCCUCAAGGGAGAUUGGGCUGAUGCCGAAGAAUGUAUCCGGAAAGCCUCCUCUGCUGGAAUGUUCGACGGCUACCGGUUUUCGUGCCAGCCUCAAGCACGGUGGACGCGAUUGCAUGGGGCAGAUGCUGACGGAGACGUUCCUCGUAGAAGGGGCGGACAUGCGAUGUGCAUGGAUGAACAGAAUGGACUGAUCUACCUCUUGGGAGGGUGGGACGGCCUGCAGAACCUCGACGAUCUCUGGGUAUAUGACGUGCGCAAAGAUACUUGGCGAAUGCUCAGCAUGGCGACGUCCAGAGAGAAGAACGGACCUGGCCCGAGGGCCUGUCACAAAAUGGUCUUCGAUCCGAAAACGGGGGCUAUCUACGUCCUCGGAAGGCUUGGAGAAGGAGAUGCGCUGGACCAUUCCGACGCGAGAGGUGACACUAGCUCUACAGCAAAUGCGGCUGCUUCGUCAACAAGCCCCUCGGGUCGACCGUCGAGUGGUGUAGCGGCGUCUGCAGAAACGACCAGGCAAGGCAAUGUUACUCCGCUCCCGUGGACGGCCUACUGUUCUGAGUUCUAUCGCUACCAUACACGAGGACUUGAUGAAGAGAAGUGGGAUCUCCUCUCGUUUGAUACAUCGACAUCCGGCGGGCCACCCCUCAUCUUUGAUCACCAGAUGGUCUUGGACUGCGAGGCACAAAUCAUCUACGUAUCUGGGGGACGUGUCGCUGACGGAGACUGGGAGCUCACCAAGUACUCAGGCCUGUACGCCUAUGAUAUCCGGACGGGCUCGUGGCAACUAUUGCAGACCUGCGAUGCGAAUGGCCCGAACACGGCAAUUACAGCACGUUUUGGCCAUUCGAUGGUGCUAGAGCCGGAAACUCGCACUCUCUUGAUAUUCGGUGGCCAGCGAGACGAAAGGUAUCUCUCGGACAUGUUCGCCUACCACAUACCCACUGGCACAGUCACGGAGCUGUUCCCGAACUUCACCACUGCCGGUGGGCCUGAUGCAUGCUUCACGCAACGAGCCGUAAUCGAUCCUGAGCUGCGGGAGAUCUACCUGUUCUGUGGACUGACUCGUGGCCAGCAUGGCUCGCUAACGGUCCUCGAGACCGAGUCGCCGUACUGGAUCUAUCGCUACGAACGUCCAGACCGCCCAGGGACAUGGACCACGAUUCUGCCGACCGACGCGUCUCAUUCGACGGAGACAGAGACGGGCAGCCCACAGCCGCGCUACGCCCAUCAAGUGGUCUAUGACGCGAGCAGUAAGAUUGUCUACAUGCACGGAGGAAACUCUGGCAUCAUCAAGGAUGAUGGAAGCGGCGGAUUGCAUGCUGAGGCUGAGAGCGGUCGAGGGCGGUCGGUGUUGGAUGGCCAAGAUGCCAGCAAGGAGCAUCGCUUGGAUGACUUCUGGAAGAUGACGCUCGAGAGGCAAGUAUGGAAGGAUAUCGUGCGGAGAGCGAUAUACGAGAUCCGUCAACAGCAGUUCCGGGAGCUGUGCGAAGACGCCCCAGCGAUCAAGGCACUCGGCUUUCUGCAAGCAGAGGUAUCGUCAGUGGUGAAUCAUGACAAUGCAGAGGAAGCCGAGGUAUUCAGGGUCCUUCUGUCGCACCUCCUUUCCCUGCCACCUGGUGGGACAUCGUCCACGCCUAGCACGAGCGAGGCCAAGGACGAAGACAAAGACACACCCAUGCGCUCGCCCGAAAGCACACCUCUUCCCAGCCAAGACGAAGAGAUGACGGACUCGGCGCAAGCGGAGACGCAGACCACGAAACGAGUUCCGGUCACGUAUGAUCAAGAUCCACUGGAAGAGACCAUACAGAGUGGCUCCCAGCCCACGCCAGCACGGUUCAAGCAGCGCACCGAAGUCUAUGAGCGACUGCUCGUGUUUGUCAACGCAGAUGCGAAGCAGCCUGACAGGAGCCUUGUGGACCUGAUCAACACGGAUGGAGUAGAAUAA
Molecule: messenger RNA, 2583 nt
Organism: Rhodofomes roseus
Lineage: Eukaryota; Fungi; Basidiomycota; Agaricomycetes; Polyporales; Fomitopsidaceae
Product: Muskelin N-terminus-domain-containing protein
Exons: 12
Coding region: 1-2583 (860 amino acids)
Cellular component (GO): cytoplasm
Molecular function (GO): protein binding
Source: RefSeq, a predicted model, not a curated record